Molecule: messenger RNA, 5201 nt
Organism: Apis cerana (Asiatic honeybee)
Lineage: Eukaryota; Metazoa; Arthropoda; Insecta; Hymenoptera; Apidae
Source: RefSeq, a predicted model, not a curated record
GUAGUAAAGCAGUUGAAGAGAGAAGCAACUGAAAGAAGAUCAAACAAAAGCAAAGAUUUUACCAAUCCUGUUUAAUCAUCUAAAAGAAUGAACGACAGUCCACACAAAGAGAAACCACAGAAAUUAGCUGCAACAGAAGCAACUCGUUUCGAUGAAUCUCACAAUUCGACGAGCCGUAUUUCCACGCAACAGGAAGUAAUUAGAGAUUCACAGUCGAUUACAUUGCGGGCUACAAGUACAGACGAGGAUGAAGAUGUUUCGAAGAAAAAAGAUAGGCCCGAGCAGUUGACUCAAAGACUCUCGAGGGCUGAAACUGUCAGACAGGAUGCCAGAAAAUUGAAGACUGCCACGCUUAAUAGAAUGGGGAAAAUGUUUAAGCAACGUUCUCAGACACCUGUCACGGAUAAAUCACCCCAUGUCAACAGCGAUACGAAUCCAAUUAAAUCUAUAGAAUGCUCUAGCGAGGAGACAUCGAAAAAAGAGAAGAGCAACUCUUUAGGCAGGAUGCUAAAGCUUGUGGAUAAAGACGGCACGUCUAAAAAAAUAUUUCACCCUCGAGCAGGAUCGUUGAGUCGCAUUCUGCGUCGGAAUCCUAAUCACGAGAAUAACGAAGACAAAAAGCCCGAAGAAAACUCACCGGGGAUUUUCUCGAGAAUGCUGAGUCAGUUAAGAGGAAAGUAAAAAAAAAAAAAAAAAAGAAAGAAAGAAAGAAAGAAAGAAAGGGACUGCAAACAACACUUCACAUUUAACACUUCAUAUCUCUUCCUUCUAACUUCUACUUUCGAACAAAUUUUUGUCAUUUACACAAAAGGAUGAUAUAAUUAUUAGUUAGAUUAAAAAAUAAUGAAAUUAUUACGAAAAAAAGAAGGAAAAAAUGGAAUAGAAAUUGCAAUUCUCAAAGUGGAUAAAAAUUUGAUAUUCUUAAUAACCAUCAUGUUUAAUUUUUUCCAUAUUAUUUUUAAAAAGAAAUACCGAACGAUACGAUAUUAAAUUUUCUAGAAAUGGAUAUUCUUUUCUAUAAAAAAUUGUAAAAUACAUUCUACAUAAAUAGCAAAUCUAUUUAAAAAUAUUCAUUUUUGUAUUUGAUAACUUUACGAAAAUUGUUUUUUUGCUUCAUUUAUUAUGCGAGUAAAAAAAAGAAAAAUUCCUUUUCUUUAUCAUAUCAAAGUAAAAUAUCUUGCUCAAAGGAUAACAAUAAACUGAUCUCGUUUCAAGAACUAUAUAUUAUUAUUAUUUAAUUUUCACGACUGAAAUACAUACGUUACCGUUAAUGAAAAAUUAAUGAAUAUGAAAGUAUAAAUUAUUUAUCCAUUAAAAUUUUCUCCUUGUUCAAUUUUAUUUAAAUUCAGAUUGAUCCGUUAUUCUUUUUACCAACUGUAGAUAACAAACAUACGAAAUGGAUUUUCAUUAAAUUUUAUUAUCUAUUCGUUAUUUUGAUUUUAGUAUUUUAAUAUUUAGGUCGUCCACAUAGUGGUAACGCCACACUCGAACCAAAUCUGAAGAUGCGCAACAAAAAUUCGUUACCUCCAAAGGCGCCAUUGAAUACAAGAACGACUAACAAUGUACCUUCGUCAACUUCCGCUUCAUCGCCUCAGACACAGGCUGCGGGAUCGCCCCAGAAAUAUUCCACUUUCGAAUAUUCGAUUUAAGCCGAUUAACCUCCAAAAUAGCGAUUUUGUAAUAAAAUUAAAAAUAAUAAACUGUCUGAUUAUAAAAAUCACAAUCGUUGCGGAUAAAAUGGUUAAUUUUUAAAAUUCAAAUUCAACUUUUUCCAAUAAUUCAAUAAGUUUUGAAUGAUUUUAUGAUAUAUUGGCCAUUUAACGUGCAACAAAUAUAACAUUUGUAUUUUAUUAUAAUAUUGUAUUUAAUUAUUCGAAUAUUUUCGAACUGGUUCAACCGCGCUCGUGAUAAAAUUUCUUCUCUUCUGCCAGAUAUAAAUAAAAUAAAUAACGAAAAGAAGAGGUAUCCAAUGUAUUAAAAAAAAAAAAAAAAGAAAAAGAAAGAAACGGAGCGCGCAUACGUGUAGAAUAAUUUCGUAGAAAUGACGCAUGGAAAUCGUAUCAAUCUCACGUGCGAUAUUGAUAUAUUGCUGUAUCGAAAUACGUCCAACGUUGAGAACAAAUUAAAAAAAAAAAAAAAAAAAAGUUUCAAUUCGAUUACGUUUCAACGUAUGUAUUGUCUAUAUACACUAAAAGAAAAACAAUAACAGUUUCGCGUAAAAUUUACAUUAUUUCACGACGAAUCCAUGUCUCUAAAUCGAUACUUUCAUUUAGCUAUGUAACGAUAAUUUCCUUUCAAAAUUCCUUUGAAAAUAUUUUACGCAUAUUUUAUCGAUGAAUCGAUCAUUAUUAUUAUUAUUAUUAAUAUUAUUUUAAUACAAUUUAAUAAAAAUUAAUAAAAUAAAACGAACUCGUUUUUUUCAUUGGAGUUUUCUCGAUCAAAAUAAAGAAAUGCAUGAAAAGGAUGAUGUUUUUUUUUUUUUUUUUACUUGGAAGAACCAUGUUUAUUACGUACGUAUAUUUCGUCUUUCUUUCUUUUUUUUUUUUUUUUAUUUUCGACGAGACAACCCGUGUCCCUUCGUGCUGUACAAUUUUUUUCUUUUCUCCUCUCGCUUACAUUAAUUACUCUCUUUAUGAUUAGCAUUAAACGACAAAAGUAUCAUAUUGGGAUGAUUUUGCGAAUUUUAACGAACGAUCGGUCGGAUGAUGAUUCGCAAAAUCAUUCCAAAUGAUUCUGGUUGUUCAGACAGUUGAGUAAAAAAAAAAAAAUUGCAUAUUUACAAAAGAAAAAAAAAAGAGAUGGAAACAGUAGACUUACAAACGGCAUACAUGAUUUCUCUUUUCGCGCACGCAAAUCUCAGCGUUAUUGCUCGUCGUGGAAAUAUACAUACACGUGUAUAUAUAUAUAUGUGUGUGUAGCUCGGUACAUGCUCGAUCAAAACCUGCGAAACUUGAAAUAUUUAAAUAUUUCUGCACACGAUUAAAAAAAAAUUUUACACGCAUAAAACGAAUAAAAUGUAACCGUUUUGAUCCAAUCCUUCCUUUUUUCCUCCCUCUUUCUCCUUAUUAAAUAGAUUUAGACGUAAUGAUAUUUAUAAAAAUACGCAUCGUGAUAAAAUACGCACAUCGUCACAUCACCUUCCAAGAUAAACGAAGAUAUUAUCUACUCGAAAAUAAUAUUUUUCACUUUCUUUUUUUUUUUCUUUUCUUUUCUUUGUUCUCUUUAUCUAUUUAUCUAUCUAUAAAUCUAUCGUGAAAGGAAUCGUUUCUGAAGUGAAAUAAAUCGUUGUUGUCAAUUUGAAUUUGUGUUUCGGUAUUGCCCAGUUAAAUAUCGCAGACGUCAAGCACACCCCAUCUAUCGAUUAACCAGUGUCUAACGAUUUGUGCGCGCCGUUUAAAAAAUAUAAACGUACAUAUUUUUCUCCAUCCUAUCAUCUAUUACUAUUUACAUCGAAUCGGGCGACAAUGCGCGGGAUUCAUAGGUGUUUCAACGAUCGUUCGAUUUAUCGUACAAUUGUUCUUGUGAUGAUUUCUUUUUUCCUUUUUUUUUUUUUUUUUUUUUCAUUUCACGCCUUUAUUACGUUUCGGGAUUUUGAUCCUCCAAAUGAUCCAGUGAAAAAAAAAAAAAAAGAAAAAGAAAGAAAGAAAAAAGUAGUAAUUGGCACGAACCCACACUCGAUAUCGAAAAAACCUUUACUAUUAAUCAUCCAUUUGGUUGUACCUCAUCCUGUCUCUUCAAUUUCCCAUACUCGCUCCAACAAUAUUGAUUUAUCACAGAAUAACGCAUUCAUUACACUAAUGACAACGCAAUUUUCGCAUCGUAUAUCUUCGUGCUCGAUUCUUUUUAAUACAUACAUGUAUAUAUAUAUUGUAAUAAAUGGAUUUCUCCGGAUAUUUAUCAAAUGUCAAAGUAAAUUUAACAUUUUCAUCGAACUUCGUACAUACGUUAAAAUCGAGCACAGUGCAAAUGAGAUUCCAAUUCACUCCAAUCCAUUUGAUGCAAUGACCUACGCACACCUCGUCUUUGCAUUUUUCGACAGUUUCAAGUUCAUUCUGGAAAUAAUUCGUGUUCGAGAUAUUUAACCGUGUUUGUUCUAAAAAAAAAAAAGAAUCCUUAUUUUUCUUAAAUUGUGCGCGAUAAAUUUUGCCCUUUUUCGAAAAGAAAUCUCUUUCGUACGACAUUUUCAUUUUCACGUUAUCCAUAUUUCUCAAAACGAGGCAAUAUUCGAUCGAGAAAAUUUGGCAAAAUUUAUCCGACAAUUUAAAUUAUUUUUAUACCCUUCGUACGUAUGAAAAGCUGCAAUGACAUCGAAUGCCUUAACAUAGAGUAAUUCAGAUCAUAUUAUACAGAUCUUUUUUUUUUCCUUUUUACAAUUACGUUAUGAUAUGAUCGUGGUAUAUGUAUACAGAAGCACACAUUUACACAGACGAUGAUCGUAAAUAUGACAAUCCGAGCGGGUGUUUGAUUGGGCGAUUCACGAUGAAUCUGGUGAAUCUGAUUCGAUGAAAGCGACAUUUAUUUUUUGGGAUUUGUUAAUUGCUGACCAACCGUGUUUAACGUGUUCUUUUUUUUCUUUUUUUUUUUUUUUUUUACAAGCAAUACAACGUCACUUCAAUCGAGGAGUUACGCUCGCGAUAAUAAUUUGAUUAGAAAAUAUAUAGGAUCAUUUCUUAAAUAAAUUCGAUGAUUAUUUUCAUUAUUGUUAUUAUUAUUAUUUAUGUACAAAUAAUUUAAAAACUGUCGAUCUUUUAGUUACACUUUUAGUUUCAAUGGAACAUUUUCAUGGAAAUUGAAUAUUAAUGAGAUUGCAAAAAUUAUCUCCCUUUAUUAUUUAUUUAGUUAUCACAUUAAUUUAUUAUUGAUUUCUUAUGCGCAUAAAACUAUUUUUAGAGUCGCGUUAAUGAUUUUUAGUAUAAUGCAAUAAUUAUAGUAUUGGAUUGAUGUGAAAUUUUGUGAAACUGGAACAAGCUCUAGAAAAGAGAAGACGAAAAAUAUUAUAUUAAGGAAAAAAUGAAACUUAACAAGUUAGUUUAUAAAAAUAUAAGAAAUUACUUUCAAUACGAUCCGGGAAAUUUCACUGAAAAGCAAACAAAUAAUCGUCGUACAUCGAUAUCGUUAUCGAUCGAUGUAAAAGUAAUCGACUUUUAAUAAAAGUAUCCAAGUACUUUUUCUAUUAAAAAAAAAAAAAAAAGAAAAAAAAA